Pisolithus orientalis is the source of this 1425-nucleotide messenger RNA. RefSeq names its product C2H2 type zinc-finger-domain-containing protein. Gene Ontology annotation, cellular component: preribosome, large subunit precursor. The transcript has 3 exons. The record is from RefSeq and is a predicted model, not a curated record. Gene Ontology annotation, biological process: ribosomal large subunit biogenesis. Lineage: Eukaryota; Fungi; Basidiomycota; Agaricomycetes; Boletales; Pisolithaceae. Gene Ontology annotation, molecular function: nucleic acid binding; zinc ion binding. Bases 1 to 1425 code for a protein of 474 amino acids.
AUGGGUUUAGACUCUGAAGAAAUGACACUUUUCACAUGCCUCUCGUGCACAGUUGCCUUUGUAUCGGCCGCAGACCAACGGAUACACUACCGUUCCGACUACCAUCGGUACAACAUGAAGCGCCGAGUUGCAGGCCUUCCACCCGUAACUGCGGUUGUAUUCGAUCAAAAAGUCUUAGAACAACGGGUUGAUCCCGCAACCACGACCACUACCAGAGAUAUAAACUGCGUGAUGUGCAGAAAGUCAUACACGACAGAAAACGCUUAUAGGUCCCACCUUGCUUCGAAAAAACACAAAGAGAGUGAGCUUAAAGGAGAUUCUCAUCUUCGCAGAACGCACGAUACGCCUGCAACGCCGGUAUCUCCAAGACCACCCCACCUGGGCGAAGGCACUCCUUCAGAAGAAAUCGAACACAGUAUAGACAAUAACAUCGUUGCAGCUGACAGCGGGAUCGCCCCUGACGCCUGUCUCUUUUGCCCAAUGGCUUCCGCUGGGAUCGCUGACAACCUUACACACAUGGCCUCAAUACACUCCUUCUUUAUUCCUGACGCCGAAUACCUAGUAGACCUGCCUGGAUUGCUUACCUACCUCGGGGAGAAAGUUGCGAUUGGAAAUGUGUGCAUAUACUGCAACGGGAGAGGUCGCGAGCUCCACACCCUAGAGGCGGUCAGAAAGCACAUGCUGGAUAAGAGCCACUGCAAGAUUGCCUAUGACACCGAGGAGGACCGAUUCGAAAUCUCUGAUUUUUAUGAUUUCACGAGCUCCUAUCCGGAUGAUGGAGAACAAAACGUGAGUGGCGAAGGUGAAUGGGAAGAGUUAGAAGACGACGAGGAUGUGGACGAAGUCGCUGGCGAGGUUGCUGCCAGAGGCGACCGCGGCAUUUCUAGUCGUGUCGCUUAUGGGGACACCGAGUACGAGCUUGUGCUCCCCUCCGGCGCUCGCGUAGGACACAGAACCAUGAAGCGUUAUUAUGAUCAAUCGUUCUAUGGGAUCCGCUCCAAAGAACAAGAUCCCACAUGUGGAGCUGCCCUAGUCCGGCGCCUUCUCAAAGACAAGAAUUCCGCGCUCGUACCCCGAAAGGGUGGAUUUGGCGCAUUUGGCGCUGGAGCGGAUGUAGUGAAGGCAAGAAAUAAAGGUGAAGCGAGAGAAGCCGGCCGCCAUGUAAGGGAGUUCAGAGAUCAGAGACGAAAAGAGGAGUUCAAGACGAAAGUGGGAUUCAUACAAAACCAUCAGAAACACUACCGCGACCCCCUAUUGCAGGUAAGGGAUCAACCAAUCAUCCUCAGUGGUCGUGCCCUCGCUCAUUAUCACCGUACAAGUGACUUGUCUUUGAUGCUUCAAGCGCGUAAUCAUUGGAAAGUUCAUUACUUCAGAGGGAUGAGGUUAAACAGGAAGAAGUGUAAUGUGGAAAGAGAUAGGGUAUAA